This is a messenger RNA of Hippocampus zosterae (dwarf seahorse), 5232 nucleotides long. Its product is annotated as transcriptional enhancer factor TEF-1-like. Lineage: Eukaryota; Metazoa; Chordata; Actinopteri; Syngnathiformes; Syngnathidae. The record is from RefSeq and is a predicted model, not a curated record. Gene Ontology annotation, molecular function: RNA polymerase II cis-regulatory region sequence-specific DNA binding; DNA-binding transcription factor activity, RNA polymerase II-specific. Gene Ontology annotation, cellular component: transcription regulator complex. Bases 465 to 1748 code for a protein of 427 amino acids. Gene Ontology annotation, biological process: hippo signaling; regulation of transcription by RNA polymerase II; embryonic organ development. The transcript has 12 exons.
UCUCACUCCAUUUCAUCCAUCCAGGGUGACGCCAGUCACCCCGCCCCGUUCAACUCAGUCCUCCGCGUUCAUUUCAUUCCUGCUCCCAUUCCGCGCAUAUUUCGCAUCCUUGGAGGGACCCCGGCGCAUUUUACGCACUCAGCACGUCCGAUUCUCCGUCAAACCAAAACCGAGUGGACGCUCCCAAGUUGCCGGAGGGGGACCUUCCACAUGCUGCGGAUGCACCCGUGUGGGCAAAAGUGGGGGAAUUUAGCGAUUACACGACCAAUGAAUCGAGGCUUCCUGCCAGCGGCCCUGGGAUUUUGACCGACUGUUCUCUUUUUCUAUGCUUUCCCAACCAAUUUUGGGGGGAUAUUUUGGAUGGUAAACAAUUUGGGGGCGACCCUUCCAAAACAAAGUAGUAGUAGUAGUUAGCCGCCUUGUGCGCUGACCACGCUUCGGCUUGUCAAACAUUAGCUGCCAGGAUGGAACGCAGCAGUUGGAGUGGCAGUGAGAGUCCCGGGGACGACAUCGACAGAUUGAGUGACUCUGGAGGAGACAAGACAAUGGACGGGGACCCUGAAGGGGUGUGGAGCCCUGACAUUGAGCAAAGCUUCCAAGAAGCCCUUGCCAUUUACCCGCCAUGCGGAAGAAGGAAAAUUAUACUGUCGGAUGAAGGAAAGAUGUAUGGUCGAAAUGAGCUUAUAGCCAGAUACAUCAAACUCCGCACAGGAAAAACGCGGACAAGAAAACAGGUUUCCAGUCAUAUCCAGGUCUUAGCCAGAAGGAAAUCAAGGGAAUUCCAGUCCAAGAUAAAGGAUCAUAAUGCCAAGGAAAAAGCACUACAGAGCAUCUCAUCCAUGUCCUCUUCUCAGAUCGUUUCAGCCACUGCCAUACACACCAAGCUACUACCGGGAAUCGUGCGGGCAAACUUUUCUGGAAGCACACAGCUGUGGCAGGGGAUGAUCCCUGGAGGACAGUCGAGUUCCUCCUCAGAAGACAUCAAGCCGUUCUCGCAGCAAGCCUACUCGGUGCAGACAGCAGGGACCACCACAAUCACAGGUUAUGAGCGUCCUGCAGCCGAGUCACACAGAGAACCAGCAUGGCAGGGUCGCUCCAUCGGCACCACUAAACUUAGACUGGUGGAGUUCUCGUCGUUCCUGGAAACCCACCGAGACCAAGAAGCAUGCAACAAGCACCUGUUUGUGCACAUCAACCAGAGCAAUCCCAGCUACAGCGACCCCCUGCUGGAAUGUGUGGACAUCAGGCAAAUCUACGACAAGUUCCCAGAGAAGAAAGGCGGCCUAAAGGAGCUGUUUGCAAAGGGCCCGCAAAAUGCUUUCUAUCUCAUCAAGUUUUGGGCUGACCUAAAUUACAAUGCACAAGAAGACCCCGCGGCCUUUUAUGGGGUCACUAGCCAGUAUGAGAGCUCAGAGAACAUGACGAUUACCUGCUCAACCAAGGUCUGCUCUUUUGGCAAGCAGGUCGUCGAGAAGGUGGAGACGGAGUACGCCAGGUUUGAGAAUGGACAUUUCGUCUACAGAAUCAGUCGUUCGCCGAUGUGCGAAUACAUGAUCAACUUUAUCCACAAGCUCAAACACCUGCCGGAGAAAUACAUGAUGAACAGCGUACUGGAGAACUUCACUAUUCUGCUGGUGGUGAGCAACAGGGACACUCAGGAGACCUUGCUGUGCAUGGCCUGCGUUUUUGAGGUGUCAAACAAUGAGCAUGGAGCACAGCACCACAUCUAUCGUCUUAUCAAGGAAUAAUAACACCUCCCUCCCCUCCCCUCGCACACACACACUUACACCCGUAUGGCCUUUUCAUGGUAUAAGAAUUUGACAUUUGAGCUGAGCUGAAAUUAAAUCUACAAAAGUGUGAGCCUCACCCUCACAACUACAGCGAGACAAAGUUGCAACUCAACCAGAUACAUCAGAUCUGACGUCACAUCUCCCAAAGCCUCAUUUCCAUUUACUGCUACCUGUUUUCACUUUUUUUGUUUUGUUUCUUACCUACUUGAAGACAAAAAAUUCAUAUAUUCCUCACUUGUGUGUGUGUGUGUUAAAGAUCAGACCCUGUGUAUCAUCAAUAACCAGAGCAAGUUCGUUUUAGGGGAAAUAGAACUGUCACAUUGUUAGGUAGUACAGAGGCGGUUUCAUACAGGUAGCCAUGCUGAAUAGUGCAAACUGCAGUCUUGCACACACACACAAAGAAAAAAAAAAAAUCUGUCCCAAAGAAAAUAAUCAAAAUUUUCUACCAUUUUAUAUGUUUUCGUCAAAAAAAAAAAAACGAACUUUGGGAAAUUGCUAUGAAUAGAAUAUAUAUAUACACUAUAUUGUAAUUCCAGGAAAACUAUCAAAAAUGUAUGUUAAUAAAAAAAUAUAAGCAAAAUUAAACAAUUCAGGUACAUUUUAUUGAAAUCGCACUGAUUUAGAUGUAGUGACGAUGUGAAAUAUCAACUAUGUUGUAAAGGAUCUUUUGGAAAGCACAGUGAAUUUUAUAUAACCCAGUUGCUCUUGAUUUACAAGUUAGGAGAAUGUUUUUGGAAAAAAAAACAAAACAAAAAGCCAAACCGAUGAUAUCCCUCCAAAUCGAUUCAAUUCAUUGGACUUACACCAGCUUACUUGAGCUUCAGCACAGGUGAACCAGCUACUGUGUUUGAAGAGACCGAGGACCCUAUUUUGGCAGACUGGCGUCCAUGCAUUCGGCGUAAAAAAAGGACGUAAUUUCAUUUUUGGGCCAACGCAAGUCUAUUGUCUUUGGGGCCGUGUUGCGGCCGUUUGGGCAUUUCGGCGCACAAUUUGCCUCGCCCCUGAGUCAUCCAGCAAUUUCGUAACAAAGUAGUCUGCGCUCAUAGUAAAAAUGGACACCUCGACAUUUCCCUGACAGGACAACGGGCCAAUUCAGCGUGUUUUCGAAUUCAGUAGACGCGCUAUGCCUCAGCGGGCAUUUCUGCCUCGUCCCCCAGCGCGUCUGCAAAUUUGUCACUAUUGUGUGUGAGCAUGUGUGUGUGUGUGUGUGUUCAUCCACAGCGCAUGCAAUUUUAUACACACACACACGAUUUGUCUGGUCAACGUAAAUGUAUUAGGUGCACGUCGGUCGGCUGAUGAGCAAUCGCAUUAAUGUGUAAUUAAUGUGUAAUUAAUGCACGUUGAUUGAAUAUUUUGCUGAGUUAGAGGAAGUAUAUUUGGAGGUCCCGAAUAUGAAAAUGUAUAAUAGAUGCCAGCCUCAGUUGUACGUUCCAUUGCAGUUAUUGCGCAAUUUUAGCUCAGGAGUCAGUGCUCUGUGAUUCCAAGCCAUUGGCUUGUGUACGAUCCCCAUGUUGUGUUUUUUUUUCAGCAGCAUCAGUCGUGUUUGCUCUUCGACUGAUGUGCUUUUUAUGCAUAUGAGGGACUCAGCGUGGAUUGGCCAGGAAAAGUCCAUUUCCAGCGCACCAAGACACAAACGGCGCGUUAUGCCCGAUUCUAAGUCAAGCAAAAUACCAAAAGAAAGAAAGAAAAUGUUCACAUUAAACAACUAAAGGCAGUACCUUGUUCUUGUUAGGUCGCUCACUAUUCAUGAAGAAAUGCAUUUAUGAUAUUAGAAACCAAAAGCUGUACAUUGUAGCAGGUGAUGUUUGCUGGUUGGUCCAUGUCAUGUGAAAUGGCAUGAAGUGCCUUUGUCUGGAAACUAAAGUGUCUUCUCUUUUUCACUAAAUUCUUUGAUUUUUUUGGGGGGUGGGGUGGGGGAGGAUAAGUCAGUGUUCAACAAUUACCGAGAGAAUGAGGCAUUUUUUUGUUACAUACACUCCAAUAUUGGACUACCAGUAAUUUUUUUUUUCUGUUCGGUGUCUGAUAGUCAUUGCAUUGUAGCUGUAUUUCCAUCCCACUUAUUGUAAAUAAAACACUUUGGAUCAUUUGCCGGGGCAGCAUCUGCUCGCACUAUACAUGUAUUUGACUUGUGUGUAGUGAUUUUGUUGACACUGGACGGUAUCAGAUGCCUCCACUACAACUGGCUGGUUGGGCAAACGUUUCAUGAUGGACAUGCAUUCAUUACCUGAUCCGUGUUCAGAGGUUUUGUGGUCUUGCCGAGUCUUUGAGCCACCUUCAAAACCAAAUGGCAGCAAAACGAUGAACGUGACAUCCUCAACUCCAUUUCCUGUAGGCCAAACGAGAUAACACGGGAGGUGUUUUUGCAACUCGGUAACGAGUUGGCGAGGCUUUGUUUUCCGACAUGCAUUCAAAUUCCUUCAAGGACACAUGGCAUUUCUUACCAUCGCAUUUCCAUGUUACGUUUUGGAGAUUAGGCCCAUUGCUUGUCAAUCGGCUGACAAAUGACGCUCAUUAGACUGAUAGAAAUCCACUGGACGACUCACCAGUCCCCCCCCCCCCCCAAAAAAAAGUAACGGAAGUAAGUUUGAAUAAACAUGCAGCUGGCCAGUCUAGAGGCCUACACGUCCUUGAACCAAAACAUGUUCAAUGAACCUGACUGGCCAUUUCAAUUAAGAAAAUUCUUUUCAGUGAUUUGUACUUUGCCCGUAAAACUGGAAAGGGGAAAAAAAAGUAAAACAAAAAUCAAAAACAAUGAUCCUUCUGACAAGCGCUGUCCAAUAAAUCUUGUCAUUUAAAGACAACAAAGAGUAGCAGAGUCGUUGUCCAACUGUACAUCUACAUGUAAUCAUAUUUUCUAAAAAAAAAAACAUACUUUUGUGACACUUUUUUUUUAUCAAAUUGGUUGGCACUCCUCCAGCGAGAGAACAUCCUUACUAGUUAAUAAAAAGCCCUCCUUCCAAAAUGGUGAAUAUUUCAUGUGUUUCAAAGUUCACCUGCUAAGUUUGUCAAUGAUUGUAAUGUGUUGUUUGCGUUCUCUUGGGAGAUUUAGAGCCAUGCGUGGCACGGAAACCCAGUAACAACUUCUUAAAUGGCCUUGAAUAUUUGCUUCCCAUCUUUGAAGAAUGGGAGAUUUUUGCUUUUUUUUUGGGUGGGGGGGUCGGUGUUGUUAUUUUUUAAGGUGCUUUGUAUAAAAGUGACAAUAACGUUUAUUACAGAUGUUUGAUAUCCUAAUUUCCAUCCUAUUUUGUGAAGAAGAGAGUACUAUAACAUGCAGGAGAAUCCAAACUCCGCUGACGUGUCUCUUGGUACCGCACAGGGUCCGAUCUUUGCUUUGUAACAUUUUUCCCACAUGACUCUAAAGUAUGUUUGAUUUUUUCUAGCUUUGUAGAGACUUUGUAUGCAUAUGCGAUUCACUUUCAAAUAAAUGGCCAGUUCCAAAAUG